This is a messenger RNA of Paraphaeosphaeria sporulosa, 954 nucleotides long. RefSeq names its product P-loop containing nucleoside triphosphate hydrolase protein. The transcript is spliced from 2 exons. Lineage: Eukaryota; Fungi; Ascomycota; Dothideomycetes; Pleosporales; Didymosphaeriaceae. Gene Ontology annotation, cellular component: nucleus; cytoplasm. Bases 176 to 718 code for a protein of 180 amino acids. Gene Ontology annotation, molecular function: ATP hydrolysis activity; ATP binding; AMP kinase activity. The record is from RefSeq and is a predicted model, not a curated record.
GCAGCGCAGGCGUACGUCGACGGGGACACUGAGCACAAACCAUAAACUACCACCUGACCCCAUACCGAUAUCGACAUCCUCUCCAAUUCCACGCGACGAGCGACAAGCAACCAAAUCUCCAACCAGCUGCACGACCGCCGCCUGAAAAAAUAAAACUUACAAAAGCGAGAUAAACAUGGCGCGCCAGAACCCGAACAUCGUGAUUACGGGCACCCCGGGCGUGGGCAAGACGACGCAUGCCGAGCAGCUGGCGCGGAAUCUGGGGUUUACGCAUGUCAGCGUGAAUCAGAUAGUCAAGGAUGAGGGGUUCCACGAGGGGCGGGACGAGGAGCUGGGGAGUUGGGUUGUCGAUGAGGAUAAGCUCCUAGACCACCUCGAAGCGACAGGCAUCUCCGAAAAAGGCGGCAACAUCCUCGACUGGCACGCCUGCGAGCUGUUCCCCGAGCGCUGGAUCGACCUCGUCAUCGUGCUGCGUUGCGAUAGCACUGUGCUAUACGACCGGCUCACGGCCCGCGGGUACAAGGGGAAGAAGCUCGAGGAGAACAUGGAUUCGGAGAUUAUGCAGGUGUUACUGGAUGAGGCGCGGGAGAGCUACAAGGAGGAGAUUGUGGUGGAGUUGCAGAGUAGUGGCGACGGGGAUGUUGAUGGGAAUGUGGAGAGGAUUGAGCAGUGGGUGGAGCAGUGGAGGAAGGACAAUGAGGGCAAGAGCGAAGAGUGAGGAUGAUAUCAGGGAUUGCGUGAGUGGGUGCGGUGGAUGGUGAGUUGGAUUUGGUUUUCUUUGAUUGGGGGUAUGGUAUGGUACAGGAGCUGGGUGUGGGCACUACGCGUCGACCUUGCUCGCGAGCCACACUUUGAGCUUGUCCAGCGCUUUCCCGCGGUGCGAGAUCUUGUUCUUCUCGCUCUUGUCCAUCUCCGCGUACGUUGUGCCUUCGUACUCGAAGCACGAGUCCCAGC